UUAAAUUAUAGAUAUAACUAUAAAUGUCAUCAGCUUCGAGUCAACCAAUGGAUGAAACAUUCAGCCGUACAUCCAUAAAACUUCCUCCAAUACCAACACUACCUAAUAAUGACAAGUUUGAUAAAAGCAUUUUGCUAAAAUACAGAAGAGGAAAAGAAGUUGAAUACAUUUUGAAGGACAAAAUUAUUGCUAAAGCCAUUAACUCAAAGUAUUCAACAAUGGAUAACUUAAAAAGAAUUCAAAAGUAUGAAAAGAAACCUGAAAUACCUCCUUUAAGGAUUUCAAGAGAAAGACAAAUCAAGAUUAAUUACCACUUUUUAAAAAAAUGUGUGAGUAAUGCACCAGUUGCUCCAAUGCUGCAUUCUUGGUGGGACUCGAUUAUGGAUUUAGUACCAGGUCAUCUUGUUCAGUCACACUUAUUAGAAUUUACAAUCCACAGUUUGCAUAAUGAGGUUAUUGAAGAUUAUAUGAAGAGUAUGAAAAAAGCUUCAGUCCAAUAUAUAUUGCGUAAACCAAAUGUACUUGGAUUGGAAGAAGAUGAAGAUCUGCAAGAUGAACCCAUUGGAAUAGACUAUUCAUCAACCUGGCAUUCAUCAUUUGUUUAUGCGCAGGAGAAAAUAAAGUGUAGCCUUCACUGUUUGCAUCCUUCACAUCAAGCUAUACUGAAAAUUUGUCAAAGUGAUUUUUAUUCAAAGUUUCUUUUAGUUGACAUUUCCAAUAUAAGAGCGAAAGGGGCCAUAGAAUGCAAGCACAUGUUAAAUACCGUAGUGUUAGAAUGUCACAAAUCAGAAGAAAAAUUGUUACAUAGUUGGUAUCCUGAAAUCAUGAAAAUUUUUGUUAAAAAAAGUGAUUUUUGUCAUUUGAAUGAAGAACUUCUUGAUUCAUUUUAUAACAGUGUAACAACACUUGUUUCAAUACAGUUAAAAAGUAUGAUUCAUCGCACAUUAGAAAAGUAUGUGUCAUUAUUUGAAGAAAAUUCUGAGCAUUUGUUACCACUGUUUAAAAUGGAGUUAAUACUUGAUGAUAGAAUACAAUUUUAUCCUGAAAUCAAUGAAUUAGAAGAAGCUAUUACAAAGUGUGCUUCAUCUAUAAUGACAUCACUACAAACAAUCCCAACAGUUCAGUCAUGGCUAAAUGGCAGUUCUGCUUGUGUUGAUGCUAAAAUUAAUUCAGAGGUUUCAAACAGAAUGUAUAGAAUUUUAAAAGAAAGAACAUCUAUUUACUUGCAACCUGUUUUGGACUAUGAAAAAGAAUUAGAAGAGCAAUUUGAAGAUAUUGUCAAUGGGUAUACUAAAAAAUGCUUGGAUGAGUUUUUGGAAAAGGAACAUUCUUUUGAAGAAUAUGUCAAAGAAAUAGCAAAAUAUAAAACAGUUAUGCAACAAAUAUCAUCCAUUCACACUGUCACUUACUUUCAAAUCAUUCAAUUAGAUUGUGAUGAUAUGAAACGAGGCUUGGUCUUCAAAGUAAACUCGUUUGUAGAAACGCUGUUAAUAAAGCUGCUUGAUGAUCAUCGAGCAGACAAUAUGAAAAUUUCAACAAAAUUUGAAUCUAUUCAAAAUAACAUUCUAAAAUACCCUGAAUGUUCAAAGGAUGUUAUUGAUUUACAGAAGUUUUUAGAAGUCUGUCAAGUUGAAACAUUAGAGAUACUAAAAACUGAAAUACGAGAUAACUAUCCCCGCUUAAAUUAUCUUCUUGAGAGUUAUACUUUGAACACUGAGGAUCUUAGUUUAAAUAGCUCUGUACUGCUUUGGCCUACAAAAAUUCUUCCUGUUUUUAGUCAAGGGGACCAGAUUGUAGAGAAUGCUCGAAAAGAAAGUGAAAGAGCCUUAAAAGAAAAGAGAGAAAAAAUUAUUCUAGAACUAGAUAAGAUAAAAAGAAAGGUUGAAGAGUUUGUUGAGUUUGGGGAUAUGGAGCUUAUGUUGCAGUAUAUGAAAGAUGCACAAACUCUGCAAAAAAAAUUAUCUGAAAUGGUUGAUAUAAUUAAUUCCGUAAAUACUGAGGAAUCUUUAUUUAAUAUGGAGGAGUCAACAUACCCAGAAGUAACAUUUAUUAGUACAUCAGUUGAAACUUAUUUAAAACUUUUUUCAACAGCUGUUAAAUGGCAGCGGAGUGAGAAAAAAUGGAUGGAUGGUGCAUUUAAUGAGCUUGAUGCUGAAUUAAUUGAAUCAGAGGUUAAUGAUUUUGGAAAAGAGGCAUAUAAGUUAGUUAAGACUUUUAAUGCGUUAGCAGCUAGAGAUAAAGAUCUUGGUAAAGAAUCUGCUUUAAAUAAGCAAGAGUCUGAAGGUUUUGUUCCAUUACAAGUUGCCUGUAGGAUACAGUCUUUAAUACAAGAUUUCAAGGAUAACAUUCCCAUCAUCAGCAUUCUUUGUAAAAAUGGUUUACGUCAGCGUCAUUGGGAUGCAAUGUCGGAAGUUGUGGGUGAAGAUAUUACUCCAGAUUCUAGUUCAAGUUUACGCAGAAUGUUAAAAUUUAAUUUAGUGUCAUGCAUGGGACAGCUAGAAGUUAUAAGUGGAGCAGCAAGUAAGGAAUUUUCUUUGGAAAAAGCUAUGAAACGUAUGCAAGAUGACUGGGAUUCUGUAUUAUUUACCACUACAGUAUACAGAGACACAGGUGUAUCCAUCCUUUCUGCAGUUGAUGAAAUGCAAGCUGUUCUUGAUGAUCAAAUUGUAAAAACUCAAACUAUGAGAGGGUCUCCUUUUAUUAAACCAUUUGAAAAAGAAAUUAAGCAAUGGGAGAGUCAGCUUUUGCACAUGCAGGAUACUUUAGAUGAGUGGCUAAAGGUACAAUCGUCGUGGUUAUAUUUGGAGCCCAUUUUUAGCUCAGAUGAUAUCAUGCAACAAAUGCCAGAAGAAGGAAAAAAGUUUCUUAUUGUUGAUGCAGGCUGGAAAGAUAUUAUGAAUUAUUGCAUUAAAGAUCCAAGAGUACUUAAUGCAACAUCAAUGCCAAAUCUUUAUGAACACCUUCGAAAUAGCAACGAACUACUGGAACAAAUCAACAAAGGAUUAAAUGCUUAUUUGGAAAAAAAGCGUCUUUUUUUUCCAAGAUUUUUUUUCUUAUCUAAUGAUGAAAUGUUAGAAAUUUUAUCAGAAACUAAAGAUCCAUAUCGUGUUCAGCCUCAUAUGAAAAAAUGUUUUGAAGGAAUAGCAAAACUGAAAUUCACUCAGAACCUUGACAUUUCUCAUCUUUAUAGCAGUGAAGGAGAGCAGAUAGCCUUAAUUGAAACAAUAUCCACCACUUUAGCAAAAGGUGCUGUUGAAAAAUGGCUGCUCCAGGUUCAAGACAUCAUGCUUCUAAGCAUUAGAGACAUUAUUGGAAAAUCUGUUGCAGCAUAUAGCAUAACUCCAAGAGCAGAAUGGGUCAAGGAAUGGCCUGGUCAAGUUGUCAUUUGCGUUAGUCAAAUUUAUUGGACUUUAAAAGUACAUGAAGCCAUUCGUACAGGAGGCAAUUCCUUAGCAGACUACUUUACAAAGCUUUCUGAACAAUUAGAAAAAAUAGUUGAACUUGUGCGUGGAAACCUAUCAAAACAAAAUCGCAUAACUUUAGGAGCUCUUGUUGUGAUAGAUGUUCAUGCUCGUGAUGUAGUCCAAGAUAUGAUAAAUCAGGGAGUUCAAUCUGAAAAUGAUUUUAAUUGGCUUUCACAAUUGCGUUACUACUGGGAAGAAUCUAAUUGCUUAGUGCGCAAUACAAAUGCUACAGUUAGAUAUGCUUAUGAGUACUUAGGAAACUCUGCUAGGUUGGUUAUUACACCUUUGACUGAUCGCUGUUAUCGCACUUUAAUAGGGGCUUUUCAUUUGAAUUUAAAUGGAGCUCCUGAAGGGCCAGCAGGAACUGGAAAAACAGAAACUACAAAGGAUUUAUCAAAAGCACUAGCUAUUCAGUGUGUUGUGUUUAAUUGUUCUGAUGGUCUUGAUUAUUUACAAAUGGGGAAGUUUUUUAAAGGUUUGGCAUCUUGUGGGGCAUGGGCAUGCUUUGAUGAAUUUAAUCGCAUUGAACUUGAGGUUUUAUCUGUCAUUGCUCAGCAGAUUCUGUGUAUUCAACGUGCAGUGGCAGCCAAAGUAUCUGAUUUUACCUUUGAAGGAACAAAGUUAAAACUUAACUCAAAUUGUUAUGUUUGUAUCACUAUGAAUCCUGGUUAUGCUGGGAGAUCAGAGCUACCUGAUAACCUUAAGGUACUCUUUCGAACGGUUGCCAUGAUGGUUCCUGAUUAUGCAUUAAUUGGAGAAAUCAUGCUGUAUUCAUAUGGCUUUGUAAAUGCUAGAAAAUUGGCUGUAAAGAUUGUUACUACUUACAAAUUAUGUUCUGAACAACUUUCCACUCAAUUUCAUUAUGACUAUGGUAUGAGAGCUGUAAAAGCAGUAUUGUCCGCAGCUGGCAAUCUUAAAUUAAAAUUUCCUAAUGAAGAUGAAGAUAUUUUAUUAUUAAGAUCAAUUCUUGAUGUAAAUAAACCAAAGUUUUUGUCCCAUGACAUCCCCCUAUUUGAAGGAAUAAUUUCUGACUUGUUUCCUGGAGUCACUCUACCUCAAGCAGAUUAUAACUCUUUUCUAGAGGCAGUUGAUAAGGUGAGUACUAAAAGAAAUAUACAAGCUACAAAUUUUUUUAAAGAAAAAGUUAUUCAAACUUACGAAAUGAUGAUUGUGAGACAUGGUUUCAUGUUGGUGGGUGAGCCGUUUUCAAGUAAAACAAGCAUUCUAUAUGUGCUGGCUGACGCUUUAACCCUUCUUUGUGAAAAUGGUUUUCCAGAAAAUAAAGUAUCUUAUCGUACUAUUAAUCCAAAGUCAAUAACAAUGGGACAGUUAUUUGGUCAGAUUGACAGAGUUUCUCAUGAGUGGACUGAUGGUGUGUGUGCAAACACAUUUCGAGAGUAUGCUACAGACCAAUCAGAUACUAGAAAAUGGGUCAUAUUUGAUGGACCAAUUGAUGCUCUUUGGAUUGAAAAUAUGAAUACUGUUUUAGAUGAUAAUAAAAAGCUUUGUUUGAUGAGUGGAGAGAUAAUUCAACUUACAGAAGUUAUGAGUUUAAUAUUUGAAACUAAUGAUUUAUCGCAAGCAUCUCCCGCAACUGUAAGUCGCUGUGGUAUGGUAUAUUUUGAGCCAUCAUCAUUAGGAUGGAAACCUUUGCUUGAAUCAUGGAUUAACACUAUUCCUAACAUAUUGCGAGUUGAUCAAGAUAAAUACAUUAAAGCAUUAUUCUCUUGGGCUGUACCACCCUUAUUGUAUUUUUUAAGGAAAAAUUGUAAGGAGUUUGUUAAGACAUCAGACAGCAACCUUGUUCACUCAUUAAUGGUGUUUGUUGAAGUCACAAUGAAAGGUGUUAAUGAAUCUGAUGCAAACUUCAUUAAAUCAUGGCUCUGUUCUGCAUUCUUGUUUGGGGUUGUUUGGUCCAUUGGUGCUACUUGUGAUACAGUAGGAAGGAUAAAGUUUGAUACUUUUUUAAAAGAUUUAAUAAAUGGAAAAAAUGAACAGCAUCCUAUUCCAACAGAUAUUGGACGAAUUGAGAAGCCUUUUCCAUCAGAAUAUUCAGUUUAUGAUUACAUGUUUGAAAGAAAAGGACAUGGAAACUGGGUACUGUGGACAAAAACAAUAGCAAAUUCAGAAUUGAGUGGUAAAAAAAUAUCAGAUAUAAUAGUUCCUACAAUGGAUACUGCUCGUUGUUCUUAUUUUAUGGAACUUCUUUUGCGAAACCAGAAGCCUGUUUUGUUUGUUGGUCCAACAGGAACAGGAAAAAGUGUAUAUGUUAAAGAUAAGAUUAUGAAUCAUUUACCUCAGGAUGAAUACUUAGCUUUGUUUUUAAACUUUUCUGCCCAGACUACUGCUGAUCAAACUCAGGAUUUAAUAAUGUCAAAGUUAGACAAAAGAAGAAAAGGUGUAUUUGGUCCGCCUAUAGGAAAAAAACUUAUAUUAUUUGUUGACGAUGUAAACAUGCCAACUAAAGAAAAAUAUGGUGCCCAGCCACCAAUUGAAUUGCUACGGCAAUUUUUAGAUCACGGUGUUUGGUAUGAUAAGAAAGAUGCCUCUCGCAUAACUUUAACUGAUGUUCAACUUAUUACAGCAAUGGGGCCACCUGGAGAUGGUAAAAACUCUGUUACAUCACGAUUUUUAAGACAUUUUAACAUAAUCAGCAUUGCAAAGUUCAGUGAUGAGACAAUGACAAAAAUAUUUGGUAAUCUUGUGAACCACUAUUUCAAGGUUAACAACUUUCCUUCUGACUCAUAUGUCAUUGGUUCUCAAAUGGUUGCAGCAACACUGCAAAUCUACAAAGAUGCAGUUAGUAAUCUACUACCAACGCCUGCAAAAUCACAUUAUGUGUUUAAUUUAAGAGAUUUUUCACGUGUCAUUUAUGGAAUUCUUUUAAUUGAACUCCCAUCACUCUCAGAUAAAAAGUUUUUGCAACGGUUGUGGGUGCAUGAGGUUUAUCGUGUGUUUUAUGAUCGCUUGGUUGAUAAUACUGAUAGAAUGUGGCUAUUCAAUAAAAUACAAAGUGUUACAAAAGAAUACUUUAAAGAAGAACUUGAUAAAUUGUUUGCACAUCUUUCAGUAGAUAAAAAGCUAAAAGAAGAUUCAAUGAGAAGUUUAAUGUUUGGUGACUUUUUGAAUCCUAAUGCAGUUGGUAGUGAUCGUUUGUACCAAGAAGUAAAGUCUGUCGAUGAUUUGUAUCCAAUUGUUCAAAAUUAUUUAGAAGAAUACAAUCUUAUGCAUAAGACACAAAUGAAUUUAGUUAUAUUUCGGUAUGUUCUUGAGCAUUUGAGUCGAAUAAGUCGCAUUUUAAAACAAUCUGGUGGAAAUGCAAUGUUGGUAGGAAUGGGGGGAAGUGGAAGACAAUCAUUGUGCAAGUUAGCAGCAGCUAUAUCAUCAUUUAAAAUUUUCCAAAUUGAAGUAACAAAAAAUUAUGGAAUUGUAGAAUGGAGGGAGGAUUUAAAGAAACUUCUUAAAAUGGCUGGGGGACAAGAUCAGCCUACUGCAUUUAUUAUAUCUGAUAAUCAAAUUAAGGAAGAAGCAUUUUUGGAAGAUAUAGAUAGUUUGCUGAAUUCUGGUGAGGUUCCAAAUCUCUUUGCAGUAGACGAAAAAGCAGAACUGAUUGAGAUCAUAAGGACAGUUGCUUUAUCUGAAGCAAAUGACACAAAAGUUGAGUUUACACCAUUAUCUCUGUUCAAUUUUUUUGUGACUCGAUGUAAAAAUAACCUUCACAUAUUACUGUGUAUGAGCCCUAUUGGAGAGGCAUUUAGAAGAAGACUUCGUCAAUUUCCUUCCCUAAUUAAUUGUUGUACAAUAGAUUGGUUUCAGCCAUGGCCAGAUGAUGCAUUGGAAAUGGUUGCUAGUAAGUUUCUAGAACGAACUGAAAUUGAUGAGAAUCAAUUAAAAAGUGUUAUAUCAGUGUGUAAAAGCUUUCAUCAGGGAGCAAUUAAUUACUCAAAUAGAUUUUUAUUACAAGUGGGUCGUCAUAAUUAUGUCACUCCCACCUCAUACCUUGAGUUGAUUGGUUCAUUUAAGAUAUUACUAAGACAAAAACAAGAUGAGGUGUUACACAAUAAGAGAAGAUAUGAAACUGGUCUUGAUAAACUUGCUUUUGCCUCAUCACAGGUUGCUGAUAUGCAAAUUGAAUUAGAAAAACUUCAGCCUCAACUUUUUGUUGCAUCACAAGAAAAUGAAACAAUGAUGGCGAUUAUUGAAAAAGAGUCAAAAAUUGCUUCUGCUCAGCAAGAAAUUGUUAAAGCUGAUGAAAGUGUUGCUAAGCAACAAACUGCUGAAUCCCAAGCUUUAAAAAAUGAAUGUGAAGCAGAUCUUGCUGAAGCCAUUCCAGCUCUUGAAGCUGCAUUGGCUGCAUUAGAUACAUUAAAGCCUGCUGAUAUAACAAUUGUUAAGUCUAUGAAGAAUCCUCCACCAGGGGUAAAGUUAGUAAUGUCGGCUAUUUGCAUUAUGAAAGAUAUUGCUCCUGAUAAAGUUAAUGAUCCAUCUGGUUCUGGGAAAAAAGUAUUAGACUUCUGGGGACCCUCAUUGAAGCUAUUGGGUGAUAUGAAUUUUUUACAUUCAUUGAAAGAAUAUGAUAAAGAUAACAUCCCCGCACAUAUAAUGAAAAAAAUACGUUCUGAGUUCAUUUCCAACCCAGAAUUUGACCCAGUAAAGGUACGGUCAGCUUCAUCGGCAGCUGAGGGUUUAUGCAGAUGGGUAAAAUCAAUAGAAAUAUAUGAUCGAGUAGCAAAGGUUGUUGGGCCAAAGAAGAUCAAAUUAGCUGAAGCAGAAGAAUCUUUAGCGUCCACAAUGGAAUUAUUAAACAUUAAAAGAGCUGCUUUAUCUGAAAUAGAAGAAAAGGUGGCUAUAUUGACCUCUCAACUUAUUGAAAUGAACAACAAAAAAGCUCAGCUUGAAUUUCAGGUUGAUUUAUGUGGUAAAAAAUUAGAGCGUGCUGAAAAGCUUAUUGGUGGUUUAGGUGGAGAAAAAACAAGAUGGGCGGCUGCUGCUACUAAUCUUCAAAAAAUGUUUGAAAACUUGACUGGUGAUGUAUUAGUAUCAUCUGGUGUAAUUGCUUAUCUUGGGGGAUUUACUUCUGCUUUUAGAAAAGAAUAUUGUGAAGAAUGGACCAAGUUAUGUUUGGAUCUUGGCAUAAAAUGCUCAAAAGAUUUUUCCUUAAUGAAAAUUCUUGGAAAUCCUGUCAAAAUUAGAGAAUGGAACAUAGCAGGACUUCCUACUGAUAGUUUCUCAAUUGACAACAGUGUCAUAGUGGAGAAUUCACAACGAUGGCCUUUAAUGAUUGAUCCAGAAGGGCAAGCUAACAAAUGGAUUAAAAAUUCGGAAAGAGAAAAUAAACUCUCUGUUGUGAAGUUAUCAGACACUGAUUAUCUUCGAACACUUGAAAAUAGUAUUCAGUUUGGUACUCCUGUGUUGAUUGAAAACGUUGGAGAAGAGCUUGACCCUUCACUUGAACCUCUUCUUUUGAAACAGACUUUUAAGCAUGGUGGUAUUAUGUGCAUUCGUAUGGGUGAUAAAGUAAUUGAAUAUUCUGCUGAUUUUAAGCUAUUUAUUACAACAAAACUUCGUAAUCCGCAUUAUCUGCCAGAGGUUGCAACUAAAGUAACUAUUGUCAAUUUUAUGAUCACUCCUGAAGGUCUUGAAGAUCAAUUGCUUGGAAUUGUAGUUGCUAAAGAAAGACCAGAGUUAGAAGAUGAGCGUCAAGCAUUAAUCUUGCAGAGUGCUGCAAAUAAAAAGCAGUUACAAGAGAUAGAGAAUAUGAUUUUAGAAACUCUAUCAUCAUCAGAAGGAAAUAUUUUAGAAGAUGAAACAGCAAUUAAUAUACUAGAUUCUUCAAAGAUAUUAUCAGAUGAGAUUAAUCGGAAACAAAAGAUAGCUGAUGAAACAGAGAAAAAGAUUAAUCAGUCUAGACAAGGCUAUCAUUCUAUCGCAACUCAUUCUUCAAUUUUAUUCUUUUCAAUAACUGAUUUACCAAACAUUGAUCCAAUGUACCACUAUUCGUUGGCAUGGUUUGUCAACUUGUAUAUUGCAGCUAUCCAAGAUAGCAAUAAAUCGAAAAUCUUGGAAAAGAGACUUCGUUAUUUAAUUGAUUAUUUCACAUACAGUUUGUACUGCAGCAUUUGUCGAUCUCUUUUUGAAAAAGAUAAACUUCUAUUUGCAUUUAUUUUGACCGUAAAUGUGUUAACAGCAAAAAAAGAAAUUACUCGCAAUGAGUUUAUGUUUUUUUUAACGGGAGGUGUGGGAUUAGAAAAUAAAAUUCCAAAACCUGAUGCAACAUGGUUAACCGACAAAUCAUGGGAUGAAAUAUGUCGAUUAUCAGAAUACAUUCCUUUUAAAGGUUUUAGAGAUCAUUUUACAAAGAGUUUAAUAACCUGGAAGAGUAUCUUUGAUAGUAAGGACCCUGAGAAAAGUGUUUUGCCUCAUCCAUGGAGUGAAAAUUUAAGUGAUUUUCAAAAGAUAAUUGUUAUACGAUGUUUGCGACCAGACAAGGUUAUACCAUUAGUUAGAAAUUUUAUUGAAGAAAAGCUUGGUAGAAGGUUUACUGAACCUCCUCCAUUCGAUCUAACAAAAAGUUACAAUGAUUCCAACCAAUGUUCGCCAUUAAUAUUUAUUUUAUCCCCUGGAGCUGAUCCUAUGGCUGGAUUGACACGAUUUGCAGCUGAUAAAGGUUUUGGUGAAAAUUUUACUUCAAUUUCUCUAGGACAAGGACAGGGAUCAAUUGCUGCAAAAAUGAUAAAAAAUGCUUGUGAAAAUGGAAGCUGGGUUGUUUUACAGAAUUGUCAUUUGGCUGUGUCUUGGAUGCCAGCACUGGAAAAAAUAUGUGAGGAAAUGUCACCAAAUAUUGUUAAUAAAAAGUUUCGUUUGUGGCUAACUAGUUACCCAUCACCUAAAUUUCCUGUCACAAUUUUGCAAAACAGUGUUAAAAUGACUAAUGAGCCACCUACAGGUUUACGUCAAAAUUUGUUGCAGUCAUAUUUGAGUGACCCCAUAUCAGAUAAAGUUUUUUUCAAUUCUUGUCCUGGAAAAGAGUCAAACUGGGAAAAAUUGUUGUUUGGUUUGUGUUUUUUUCAUGCUGUUGUACAAGAAAGGAAAAAAUUUGGACCUAUUGGAUGGAACAUUCCAUAUGGAUUUAAUGAAUCUGAUCUACGAAUUAGUAUAAGGCAAUUACAGAUGUUCAUCAAUGAAUAUAAUGAAAUACCAUUUGAUGCAAUAUCUUACAUGACUGGAGAAUGUAAUUAUGGAGGUCGAGUCACAGAUGAUAAUGAUAGACGUUGUUUAAUGAGCAUCUUAAAAGAUUUUUGUACACCUGAAGUUAUUGUUAAUUUAAAUCAUAAGCUAUCUCCAAGUGGUCGAUAUUGUAUCCCACCAAAGAGUAGCUAUGAAGAUUACAUUGAGUUUAUUAAGGUUUUACCUGCAACACAAAAACCAGAAGUCUUUGGUAUGCAUGAGAAUGUUGACAUUACUAAAGACUUGCAGGAAACAAAGCUUCUGUUUGACUCUGUCCUUAUGAUUUUUUCUCAAAAGUCAAGUGUUGGAGGUGCUGCAACAACAGAUGAUUUGCUUAUUGAAAUUUCAACUGAUAUAUUGUCAAAGCUUCCAAAUAAUUUUAACUUGGAGGAGGCAAAAACAAAGUAUCCUGUUCUUUAUGAGGAAAGCAUGAAUACUGUGCUGGUUCAAGAGAUGGAAAGGUUUAAUAAAUUACUUGAUGUCAUUCGCUCUAGUUUAAUAGAUUUACAAAAAGCGUUCAAGGGAUUGCUUGUAAUGUCAUCUGGUUUGGAACAAAUGUCUCAAACCCUCUCUGUUGGAAAGGUUCCAGAGUUAUGGGCAAAAAGUUCUUAUCCGAGUUUAAAACCUUUGGGAAGUUAUAUUAUAGAUUUCAUUGCUAGAAUAAAUUUUUUACAGAAUUGGUACACACAUGGAAAACCAAAUGUUUUUUGGCUGUCUGGUUUUUAUUUUACCCAGGCGUUUUUAACUGGUGCCAAACAAAAUUAUGCUCGAAAAUAUACUAUUCCUAUUGACCUGCUUGGGUUUGAUUUUCAAGUAUUUUCGAGAGAUGAUAUGGAUGCUGAAGCUGAAGAUGGAGUUUAUGUACACGGUUUGUUCCUAGAAGGAGCUAGAUGGGAUAGAGAAUGUGGAGUUUUAGCCGAGGCAUAUCCUAAGAUUUUGUACGAUCAAAUGCCCGUGAUUUGGAUUAAACCUGGAAAAGCCGCUGAUAUUAAAGAAAGAAAAAUUUAUUCUUGCCCUGUGUAUAAAACAAGUGAACGCAGAGGAACGCUUUCAACCACAGGCCACUCUACUAAUUAUGUUAUACCUAUUUAUUUGGAUACAAAUGUUGAUCCACGUCAUUGGGUCAAAAGAGGUGUGGCACUUUUGUGUUGUCUCGAUGAUUAACGGUGAAACUUUUUUCUUUUUUUUUUAAAAGGUUUUCCAACUCUUAGACUUCCAAUGAGAGAGAUUUUCGUUUAUUAAAGCUCAGAUUAUUUAUUUUUAUUUGCUCAAUGAAAUUUUAUAACAUGAAAUUAAUGAAAAAUUAAUAAAGUUUUAAAAUUAUAAAGAAAAUUGUUAAUAAGAUUUAUAGCUAUUUUUUAUCAAAUGUAAAU
This is a messenger RNA of Hydra vulgaris (swiftwater hydra), 12064 nucleotides long. Its product is annotated as dynein axonemal heavy chain 12. The record is from RefSeq and is a predicted model, not a curated record. NCBI's taxonomy places the organism in Eukaryota, Metazoa, Cnidaria, Hydrozoa, Anthoathecata, Hydridae. Gene Ontology annotation, biological process: microtubule-based movement. Gene Ontology annotation, molecular function: dynein light intermediate chain binding; minus-end-directed microtubule motor activity; dynein intermediate chain binding. Gene Ontology annotation, cellular component: dynein complex.